AGGCUGGUUUUCGAUUGUUUAUUUAAUUUAUUUAAUGUAACCACCACUGUGAACGUUUUUUUUGUGGGGAAUAUGUCGCGGUCAGAAAGUUUUCUAGCUAAUUAGCUUACUGCCGAACGUUCCCUAGCAACGACCAAUUCCAGUUCAUCUGAUGAAUGUAGGACUUUGUAGUCUGUCAGUAACAAACGCAGAAAACUAAGUUUAAUGAACGCUAUGAUUAAGUGUUUAUCUAAAGAAGUUCAGGGGAAACUUCGCUCGGGUGUUGCCAUUCCUUCACUUCAACAGUGCGUAGAGGAGCUCACCCUAAACAGCAUCGAUGCCGGGGCGACGUGUGUGGGAGUCCGGGUGGACAUGGAUGCGUUCAAACUUCAGGUAAUCGACAACGGUGCUGGGAUAAGCGCUGAAGAUAUGGAGUGUGUGGGAAACAGAUACCAUACCAGCAAAUGCAGCUCAGUUGAAGACCUGGAUAACCUCAGGUUCUACGGAUUCAGAGGAGAAGCCGUGGCAAGUAUAGUGUCUCUUGCCACACUUGUUGAAAUCUCAUCCCGGACUAGAUCAUCAGUGAAAACGUUCAGCAGGAUCUUCAAAAAUGGCAAGGGCUUGGAUGUCUUUGAAUCAGACACUGCUCGGCCCUCUGCAGGGACAACUGUAGUUAUUUGUAACUUCUUCCACAACAUGCCAGUCCGCAGGAAGAGGAUGGAUGCUGUCCUGGAGGGUGAGAGGAUCAGACACAGGGUGGAGGCCAUAUCUCUGAUGCAUCCCUCUGUGUCCUUUACCCUGAAGAAUGACUGCACUGGAGCCAUGACUGUGCAGCUUCCUAAAGCCAGAAACACUUACCACAGGUUUGUACAGAUACAUGGCCUUGGGCGAGCACAGAAACUGGGAGAAAUCAGUUAUAACCGUGGACAGUUUGAAGUGAUUGGCCACAUUGGCAGAGAGGGCCACUACAACAACAGCUUACAGUUCCUGUAUGUGAAUGACAGACUGCUUAUGAAGACACGAAUACACAAGCUUCUGAACCUCCUUUUACGCCGGCUGAGCAGUUCAAAUCAGAAAAAUGACAGUCCAGAUGGCCAGUCUGCCAUCAGAAGUCCUAAACAGAAACGCAGCCAAGAUCUGCAUGGAGUAUACAUCAUUAAUAUUAAAUGUGCUUACUCAGAAUAUGAUAUUUGUCUUGAGCCUGCCAAAACUCUAAUAGAGUUCAAAGAUUGGGAUGGGAUUUUGCUUUGUAUUGAGGAAACAGUGAAAGCCUUCCUAAACAGGGAGAACUUGGUGACUGUGAUCUCUAAAGAGGACUUGGACUAUGAAUGCCCAAAAUUAUUUGGCAGUGAGAGUACAGACCAAGAAGGGAACAAUAGUGACAAAGACGUCCAAACAACUAUCAGUACAUCCGCUUUGGAUUGCAGUAUUGGAAUGACACUGGCAUCUGGAUCCGUUCAUCGUAAAUGCAAGGAUCACAUUGCUUCUGAGGACAGUGUUUGUGUGGAGUCUGCGCAGAUGGAGUCCAAAGAAGACGACGAGGAACAACUGGGGCAGAAAAGGAUAAGUGCAAAGGAGGUAGAAAACCUUCAGAGUGAAGGAUUCACAAGCAAAGAAAGUAGAGAUGAACCACAGCGUGUUCUGGCUGAACUGGAACCAUCAUCUGAUAAUAAUUUUUCUGUCGAGGAGCCAACAUUCAGUGAAGCUGAGAAAGAUACUCAAAUUUUAUGUUUGUCAAGUUCAGUCAUACAACAAGAAGGCGAACAAGAGAAGCUUUCAAAAGGAAGAGAAAUGAAAUUAAACUAUACUGCCAUAAUCAGCAAUGUAAAUCCUCCCAUCAGUGUCACUCAGGAAACUCUGCCGGAUUCAGACAGUAUUAAUCAAAUUCGACUUGACUGCCAGAGUACAGGACGACAUGCACAGACUCUAAUAAGUAACAGAAAGAUAAGUCUGUCCAAUUCAUACAUCCAUGAAAGUCUGCAGACCAAGGAUCUAUCUCUGAUCAACAGGCCAUCAUUUCAGCAGCAGGAUCAAGCAGUGAAAUGUGUAGAAAGAUCCUUUGCAUUAAAACGCAAAAUCUCACUCAAUACAGACCACCACAGAUCUUUUCAAAAGGUAUUUAGAGACUUUGCUCCCGUCAUCCCCUCAAAGAUUCCUAAAAUAAUAUCUGGUGAAAAAAUGUCUUUACGUAAGGAGUCUGGAUCUCUUGAUAAGUUUCGGACAAUAUAUGGAAAAUGUGACGAACCUUCUCCAGAAACUUCCAUACAGAAUAACGCUAGUCUUCCUGAGACAGACAACUUUGUUUUGAAUCCCCAGAAUUUGUUGGUUUCAAAGAAAGACAGACAGCAUGAUGUUACAGAGACACAAAAAGAGGCACUGUCUGCUUUCACCCGGCUGAAACAAGUCUCAGGUCGGAUCGGAGGCAGAAAAUCGCUGGCAGCUAAACUCUGCCAUUUGAGUCAACAUAGGGCAAAAGAUAUAAAAACACUACCACACCUGUCCGGGUCUACCUCACAUGCCAGUACCUGUCUCAGUAGUAAUGACAGUGUUCAAGACAGCAACAACAAUGCCUGUGACACUGCACUGAAUGCGGAGCCGGUCCCUGACCACAGUACAAAACCUCAGCAAGCUGAGAGUGAAGAGGCCACUACAUCGGGGGACUGGGUUCAUCACUAUGAUGAAUCUGUGGGAAAGAUGGUUUACGUCAACAAAGUGACCGGGCUCAGCAGAUACGACGACCCACCUACGGAAGAAACACAAGUCCCCUGUACAUCCGAUGUCACCAAUAUGGCAAUUAGUGUAAUUUCAGAAAUUGGGAUGGAGUACAGGUGUUACCCAUUUCAGGUGGAUCUAGUGUUGCCCUUCCUGCCUAAAUCCAGAGCUGAGAGAGUGAUUAGUUCAGGCCCAGGUGACAGAGGUGAGGGUGAUGAGAACUCACUUUCCUCCUUAUACUCCAAAUGGAAUAAUCCUGUGUUUGUCCGUCCUCCUAUGGUUGGUGUGGACAUAUCAACCGCGCAAGCUGACGGACUGGCUGUAAAGAUCCACAACAUCCUGUUUCCAUACCGCUUCUCUAAGGCCAUGAUUCACUCCAUGAAGGUUAUUCAUCAAGUGGAUAAGAAGUUUCUUGCAUGUCUUAUCAAUACAAGAGAUGAAGAGUCCGCAGCAAACGCUGAAACUGAAGGGAAUCUUCUGGUGCUGUUGGACCAACACGCUGCACAUGAGAGAGUUCGGCUUGAAAAUCUAGUGGCAGAUUCCUAUGAAGAUGACCCAGAUGCAUCGGGCCAGAGACGUCUGUGCUCAUCAACCAUUUCUCCACCUCUUGAGAUCAGUGUAACAGAAGAGGAGCUAAGGCUGCUUAGGUCUUGUCAGGCACAUUUGCAGAGUUUGGGACUGGAAGUGAAGUUCUCAGAGGCAGCAGAUCCACAAGUGCUUGUAGGGAAGGUCCCGCUGUGCUUCAUGGAAAAAGAGAGUAAUGAGUUCAGGCGGGGAAGACUAUCUGUUAUUAAGCCCAUUGUUGAGGAGUAUCUCCAAGAGCAGAUUGAGUUACUCCGCUCAGCUGGUAGAGUUAAAGGAACUCUGCCUCUCACUGUGCUCAAAGUGCUUGCCUCUCUAGCAUGUCACGGUGCGAUCAAAUUCAAUGAUAGCCUGAACAGAGAUGAGUGCUGCAGCUUGGUGGCAUCCUUGUCUUCCUGCCAGCUGCCUUUCCAGUGUGCCCAUGGCCGUCCAUCUAUCGCUCCCCUCGUAGACAUCCUCCGUUUGGACACAAACCAGAAGGAAAUACAGAAACCCAACCUCCGAAAACUGAGAAGAAUGUAUAAAGCGUGGGAACUAUAUGGAAAUAGAUAAGUGGGUGUGUAUUUUAAUUUAAAUGUGUAUUUUAUUUAUUCUCAUUCAAAUUGUAACUUUUU
Scomber scombrus (Atlantic mackerel) is the source of this 3887-nucleotide messenger RNA. RefSeq names its product mutL homolog 3 (E. coli) (gene mlh3). Gene Ontology annotation, cellular component: mismatch repair complex. The transcript has 12 exons. Gene Ontology annotation, biological process: mismatch repair. Gene Ontology annotation, molecular function: ATP binding; protein binding; mismatched DNA binding. NCBI's taxonomy places the organism in Eukaryota, Metazoa, Chordata, Actinopteri, Scombriformes, Scombridae. The record is from RefSeq and is a predicted model, not a curated record. Bases 205 to 3825 code for a protein of 1206 amino acids.